Messenger RNA from Symbiodinium necroappetens, 2484 nucleotides. Lineage: Eukaryota; Dinophyceae; Suessiales; Symbiodiniaceae. The record is from the annotation of a GenBank genome assembly.
AUGUUUGCCGGAAGCUCUGACCCGCAUCGAAGUCCUGUGACGGCGCUUCUUGGGAUUAGCAUAUUUAGCCUGCGCCGGCGAGUGUGCCCGCAAGCUGUCGCAAGUGGCUCUUGCUCUGCUCUGCGUGCUGAGUGCUGGCCUGCAACAUCGUUCAUCGCGUUUCGAGUAGGGUUUGCUUGGCCCAUCCAGGCUACGGCUACUGCCCCAUCUACGCCUUUCAGGCAGCAUCCGAUCCGUGGCACAACAGCAUACUUGAGAUUUGGUUAUGCCGGCUACAUAGAUGUGGCGCAGAUCAGAUCAAAGCCUCGACUGCAGAUGCUGUCGGGCGCCCGGCAGGGAUCCGCAGAAUACUUCAAGAGACAUCUUUGCAUUCCGCAGGAGCAGAUUGACAUUCGCCGCUUUGAUGUCUUCACAGAGCUCAUUGAUGACGUGCGCCAAGAAUUACUUGCGAGUCGCAGUCGGCUGCUCAAGGGCCCAGCCGGACGGCGCUUCGCCGCCGCUUCGCCGCCGCUUCGCCUCUUCGCCUCGAUCGAGAGCCUUCAAGCGGAGCUUUCCAGUGUUCUCUUCCAUAGUGUGAACAGCGGUGGUGGUGAACUAAGAGAGGCACACACGAUGCUCCGCGUAUGGCUUCUGCCGAUAGCCGCCAUUGCGGCAGAGGUGGGUCCGGUGGCACCGCCGCCACCACUGGAGGCGAGUCCUUUCCAGGACACGGUAGUGGCUCCACUCCACACGGCCGUUGACCAGUUGGAGCAAGUAGGAGCAGAACUUUUGAAGCGCCUUGCGCUGACAGUAUCCGACAAGACCAAUGAGGACAAGACACUGUUGGAAAUGGGCACUGAACUCCGGAAGGCACUUGGCGAGGUGGUGCCGUUGUUGCUGCAAGCACGGGACAACAGCUCGGCUGUGGACAUUGAUACGCGGCCUUCCAAUGCCUCGAAGGCCACUAUCGCCCAAAACGUCUUGCUGCACCUCCAGAAAUACUCGACUUGGGCCUGGCCUGUGCUGGACGGAUACUCGAAGGUGGCCUUUACUGAUGGUGAGCCCAUGACCGCCGACUUGAACAUGAGAAUGCAACGCGGCACCAAUGGCUCUUUGCAGUACUUGAGCUCUGUGUUGACCUUCGCUUGGGCAGCCGCGGAGUACCAGUUCCCAGUAAUCGAGGACCUCAUGGCAAGGAAUGACAGCAGCGGCGAGGUGGUCGCCAAGGCAGGUUGCUCGGCCAACUACGCACAGUUGCUCGGGGACAUCACUAAGGUCUUUUCCGAUCUCUCCAACUCCAAGAUCUAUUGCUUCGAGUCGCUUACCAACAAGACCGCCCAGCGCGAGUGCGCGCAGAAUAGCAUUAAGUCACUCGAGAAGGUAACAGCAGCGAUCGCAGAGGCGGCGAAUGCGAUGUGGCAGUGCUUCGGCAUCUUCUGGGGGUGUUCCCAGCUGAUGAACUCUGCCUACAACAAGCUGUCACAGGCUUACUACGCAAGCUUCAAAAUGUCCAGCAAAUGCACCAUCGACAAGGAUGCCACUUGCGACGAGGAAUUCUAUGCCUUCAAGGCAUUGGGAUCUCUCAGCGCAGCAAAAGGUUUGCUGCAGUCUGCGCAGCAGGAGUGUGACAUCAAAGGAGGUACCCUGGAGCAUCCCCUGAAUCCCUGGGCCGCUACGCCUUUCAUGCCCCGGAAGGACCCCAAAUCGGCUGAGUGUGUGGUGCAAAGCCAAUCAAUGCCCGCCGCCAUAGAUGUGCUCUACGAGAGAACCGCUGUCAGCCAGUCGACUGCGGUCAUGCAGAUGGCAUACGCAUCGACACGACAGAGCACUGACGAGCGCAUAUCGGUUGGUGCGGACACUCACCGGGGAACUGCCUUUGGCAUCACGCUGGGCAGUCGGCUUGCUGGCAUCGGCUACUUCAAGGAGCUUGGAAGUGCAGCUGUGGGCGGACUUGGAGUGCCAAGGCACGACAACCAGCAAUUAUCCGCCAUCGUCAAAAAGUUGGUUGUGAUGGUGGGCCAGCCGAUGCACAGUCUGGGCCAUGUGCUUGAACCCACUGACAUGAGUCCAGGUAGAUGUGGCGAUUCCCACCAUUCAAGACAGUAUGCCUUGAGCAACAGCAACAGUGAGAAAAGGAAUCGAUUGCUUCACUGCUCGUUGGUGGUCUUGCUGACGGCUACAGCAAUGUCACUUGUCAGCGCGCUCGUGAAGAAGUUCCUUGCGCUGGAAAAGUACUUUGUGAAAGACAAAGGGAUCGUGACACCGCACGCCGGCAAGCGCUCGCUCCACGUUGAACAAGGUGUCUUGAAUCCCGAGCUGCUUGCAGGGUUGCCGCUCAAGCUCGUGGACAGUUGUGUCAAUUUCGAUGCUGCUGUGAGUUUCAAAGAGGAUCAGCCGAACAGAGUCCAAAGCCACCAUGGCAUCUCGCUAGAGAUCGAAGUCUUGUCAUCUCCCUACAACGAGGAGGGGAGGGAGGAGGCUCUGCUGCGCCUGCGGCGUCGGAAG